CGUAGCCUUAUCAUUUCAAUUUUACGUAUUUCCUUCGAUCGUAAAAUACGAUCUUACGAACUCGAGGUCUCCAAUGCCGUUCAUUAUUUGUUUAUGCAAAAUUUAUUUCCGGAUACCUCGAGUUCGCUCGACAAAUUUGCACAAUUGGUUGCCGUCUCGCCGAGCUUCUUUUCGUCCACUUUUGAAUCACUCUGUAUACAUACGACGUCCUGUAAUCGGUGGCUCGAACCGACGCAUAGAACAUGUUCGAAGCUCGUGUUUUCGAAGCAUUGAAUUUCUAAAGAGAUUUCUUCUUCACUUGUUGAAUCUGAGAGCAGCGGAAAGAUCGACGGGAUACGAACGCUCUGUCCUCGCGGUCUCGUCGUCCCGUUGCUCGGCCGGACAAUCGCGAAACCCGGCCGUACGAUCCAGCCGGCUGCGGUGUGAGAGAACGGCGGUCGAUCGAGGAUCCGAGGGAGGGGAGGAUCGGACGCCGCAGGAUCCCCGCGGACGUCCACGCGUGUACCUCGGACGGCACGCGCAACCCGAUGGGAAUCACGAGCAUGCGGCAUCCGCCGAUCGGUGCUCCUUAGGGUUCAUUAAUCCCUCCCCCGACACCCCCUAAUCAUCACGACGAAAUCAUGCUGCCGGCAUGCGGCAGACUGGCGCACUUCAAGAAGAGAUUAAAGGCCCGCGAGCUGCAGCAUCGAAAAACGAUCUGCAUCGUGCAAGGCGGAUAAGAUGAGCAAGAGCGUCGAGCUACUCGCUGGGUCGGAGGACAGUGAACAGAUAGCAGCCGAGAACAGCCGGGUGGAGGAGAGAUCCAGACUGAACCUGAACGGGAGCCGUCAGCUCUCGAAAAGCGCCACGGAGCUCCGGAACAACGACAACGGUUCGCCGUCACGACGCGGUGAACAGGCCGACUCCGGGGGCGCCCAUCAGCACCGUCAUCAUCGUCACGCCACCUCGGUGGCGCAGCGAACGCACACCUUCUUCGCCACUUUGAAGAGCCGGUGGGCCCGCAGCCGCAGCAAAGAGAGGAAGAAAUCGAAGGAUGCCGGCAGCUCGCACCAGGACGCCGCCUACAAGGGCGUCGAGUCCGAUUACGCCGCGGAUUACUCCUCCGAGCACAGCAAGAGCUCCUCGGCCACGCAGAGCCCUGCCAGGCACUGUCUCAAUCAUCCAGAGUCGCCGUUGGUGCGCGGGAGGCAGAAUGUCGUGACGAAGCCGGAGGAUAGCCCUGGAAAAAGCAGCGAGGCUCACUCGAAAGGGUCCUUGAGCUUCCAGACGCAGAACGAGGAGGCUCCUGGAUCGAUCGGCCAGGAUGAGAACGUGUUCCUUCAGGAGGAAGCCACGCGGAGGAGGGAAUUGGCGUUGAGGCAGCACGCGUUUUUCCAGCUUCGUUUGCACAUCAGACGGGGAGCGAACCUCGUUGCUAUGGAUAGAUGCGGCGCCAGCGAUCCGUACGUGAAAGUGAAAUGCUCCGGUCGAUUGCUGCACAAGUCCCGGACCGUUCACCGCGACCUCAAUCCAGUUUGGGACGAGAGCGUGACCUUGCCUAUCGAAGACCCUUUCCAAGCUCUGACAAUCAAGGUCUUCGACUAUGACUGGGGUCUUCAGGACGACUUCAUGGGCGCCGCGCAGCUAGAGCUAACGCAGCUAGAGCUCGGCCAGCCGCAGGACAUCGUGCUGGAGCUGAAGGACCCGGCCAGGCCGAAACAGCAUCUCGGCGACAUCUACUUAACAGCGACACUCUGGCCGAGAAAUCAGCAGGAGAAGGAGCAAAUGGCGAUGCAGCUUUUGCAACCUAACGCAAUGACUUAUGGGUCAACCGAAUACAAUGGUUCAACGAGAACAUUAAUAUUGAACGAUAUGAAUUCACCAAGCAAAGAAUUCCGACUUAAAUGUUACAUCGUUGUCCACGCGUAAAAGUAGAAGAUAAAA
Megalopta genalis is the source of this 1923-nucleotide messenger RNA. Lineage: Eukaryota; Metazoa; Arthropoda; Insecta; Hymenoptera; Halictidae. The record is from RefSeq and is a predicted model, not a curated record.